This is a messenger RNA of Cetraspora pellucida, 630 nucleotides long. The record is from the annotation of a GenBank genome assembly. NCBI's taxonomy places the organism in Eukaryota, Fungi, Glomeromycota, Glomeromycetes, Diversisporales, Gigasporaceae.
UGGCAAAAUAUCAAUUAAAAUUAAUAUUUUAGCAGCUAAAGCCAAAGUAACUCUAAAAUAUAAUCUUCAAUAUGAUAAACCUAUUGAAGUUACAACACUACAUGAAAUAAAAAAAGAGAUUAUAUAUAUGUUUUUUGAUCGACAACUUGAUAAUUAUUAUGCUUUAUGCUUUCAACUUGAAACAGUUAAAAUGACUGCUAUUAGUUUUACAACAAGUUUAUUUGAACAAUCUUAUUAUGAAGAGGUGCACUAUAAUACUAUCUAUAAAACUUUCAGGAGACAGUUCAAACUUUAUGACCUUAUUGGUACUGGUUUUUUACUAGUUUAUUUAAUCUUGAAUACUACUAAAUCUUUUAAAAAUGAACAACAGCAAGGAUUAAAAACUAAAGCACUUAACAGCUUCUUUCAAUCUCUUUAUAAUGAAUAUUAUAGCAUCUGCUCAUCUGACCUUUAUGAAACUGUUGUUGAAAUAGUUAAAAACCAUUUCAACACACAUUCUAAAAUCUCUGUUAAUAUUAAUAAACAAUUUUUGUCUCCUAAUGAAAUAAGGAUUAAAGCUGUUUCUGAAAUAUAUGAGUUUUGCACCACAAAUAAUCUUUCAAUACAAUGGAUCUAUUUAUGGUUUUCUUG